Molecule: messenger RNA, 2425 nt
Organism: Octopus sinensis (East Asian common octopus)
Lineage: Eukaryota; Metazoa; Mollusca; Cephalopoda; Octopoda; Octopodidae
Product: monocarboxylate transporter 10
Exons: 8
Coding region: 495-2120 (541 amino acids)
Biological process (GO): transmembrane transport
Molecular function (GO): monocarboxylic acid transmembrane transporter activity
Source: RefSeq, a predicted model, not a curated record
GGGGUAGGAGGACGAAGGAGUAGGAGGAGGAGUAGGAGUAAAGUGGUUGUUGCGCUUCAGAUGACGGAGUUGGCUUCGCUCUGUUUUGCAGGGAGAUGAUAGACAGAUGGAGUGAAGAUAUAGCGGAUCUCUUUACGACUAUUUAAAAGGAGAAACAUAUUGCCGGCUUCAGAAAGAUUCUAUUUAACAGGUGAUAAAAUGACUCUACCUUUCUUGGAGAUAUUACCAACCAUAGAUGUGUAGCAAUAUCAGAGAACAACGACUUCAACUCACUGCUGAUUCGAACCACGAUAAACAUAUAAUAUUCUACAAUUUUUGACACCUUUUAAAACUCUUUUAAUAGUAAUAUUUAAAAUAAUCUCCCUCUGAAAAAAAAAAGCCCUUAUAUUUUAUACAUAUUUUUCUGUAAUGAUUCUAGUGGCUUCUAAGAAUCUGACAAUCGGUGAAUUACUGUACUAGACCCUUUAUUUCGAUAUUAUAUAAUUACAGUAAUUAUGACCAGCGAUUUAAAACCAAAAGACUGUGAUAACCAGAAAAAGCGGGGUGAACCUUCUACAAGACCUCAUCGUGAGGAACUUGGAUUUGUUCCCCCGGAUGGGGGAUGGGGUUGGGUCGUAUGUAUUGCAUCACUUUGGGUUAAUGGUUUAGUAUUUGGGAUUCUGAACUCAUAUGGAAUCAUUUAUGUGCCAAUGUUGAAAAUUUAUGGCACCAACGACCCGAAUAUUUCUUUCAAAACAUCCUGGGUCGGAUCUGUUACAAUUGGAAUGACUUUUCUCAUGUCUAUAUUUGCAAGCAUCCUUGCAGACAGAAUUGGAAUCAGAAAAGUUGGAUGUUUCGGAGCAUUACUUUCCACUGUCGGUUUGUUGUCUAGUGCUUUUGUAACCAAAUUAGAACUGCUUUACCUAACUUAUGGCAUCUUAAUAGGUGUUGGCGGAGCUUUUAUCUAUUCUCCAUCACUUGUCAUCCUUGGACAUUACUUCAAAAAGAAAAUGGGUCUUGUGAAUGGUUUGGUGUCUUUUGGAAGUGCUUUAUUUUCAGUUAGUUUCUCUCAGAUUCUACCAGUUCUUAUUGAGAGAGUACAGUUAAAGAAUACUCUGUUAAUUUUGAGUGGAUUAGAGGCAACGAUGGUAUUUUGUGCUUUGACCUGGAAACCGGUGUUAGUAAAAGAAACUGCUAUGAGCCAACUAACAUUGUCAAGUGAGAGUAUAUAUGAACAUGUGCAUGAUUGCUGCUCUUGGACUAAAAAAUACCUCAAUGUGGAUAUAUGGAAGAACAAAGGUUAUGUGAUAUGGGCGCUGUCUUGUGGCAUUUCUUUGUUUGGUUAUUUUGUGCCGUUUGUUCAUUUGAUAAAACAUACCCAAGAUCUUUUUUCGGUUGAGAAAGCUCCAUUCAUAUUGAUGUCUAUACAUAUCACCUCGGGUAUCAGCCGUCUCGUAUUUGGAAAACUAGCCGACCACCCUAACAUCAGCAGAAUUCGCCUACAGCAAAUGGCAUUUUUCGGUUUUGGUACUGUCACAAUGUUGAUACCAUUUUUACCAUCAUUCUAUUGGUUAAUUGGUGCUUGUUUGUGUAUGGGAAUUUUUGAUGGUAUCUUUAUCUGUUUGUUGGGACCCAUAGCCUUUGAUAUAGUUGGCCCAUCGAAAGCAUCACAAGCAAUUGGUUUCCUAUUAGGACUCUUUUCUGUCCCUUUGAUGUGUGGACCCCCAGUGGCUGGCUUUUUAUAUGAUAAAAUGAGGAAUUACAACAUUGCAUUUCAUAUCGCUGGCACCACCCCCAUUUUAGGAUCGCUCAUUAUGUUCUUCAUACCGAAAAUAACUCAGCAAUCAGAUCGAUUACCUAAUCUGGAAAUCCAAGCUAAUACCCUUCCUGCUGUUACACAAGUUGAUGAAUUUGCUGCAGUUUCUUUGACAGACAUGAGGGCACCACAAGAAAAUCGUCCUGUGAAAUCGUCCAAUGUCGAUGUAAUCAUUGUUAAGCCACAAGAUUACAGAGAACCAAUGCUAAUCAACCAUGAUUUAGAAUUAAAAGAAAUUCAAACUGAACAGCAUGAAUCUCCAGAAGACCAGCUUUUGAAUAAUAAGGAAAAGUCUGAAAAAGAAGCUAAUUCUAUCCACUCAUAGAAAAAAAACAAACAAAAAAGAACUAUGGAUUACCUUUGGAACCCAGAAUUAAAGAAAUGCCAUUCAUGAUCUCCAGCAGUCAAUGCCACUUAUCUGUUAAAAUGUUCUAAAUUAUAAUUUUUUAAAAGAUUUUUAUAAAAUUUUAAGCCUUUUCCAUCCAUUGAAGAAACUAAGAGCAGGAAUUUUUUUGACUCUUUAAUACCAGUUGCAGACUAUUUGUUAAAGUUUAAAUUUCUUUUCGUGCCAGAUUCUAUACAGGCAUUAAAAAAAGAGAAAACAAUCCUCACACGAUAAAAAAAAAAAAA